AUGUUAUACACAGGCAAGGACACAAAUUAUGGUUCAAACUACCCACAAGAAAAACAAUCAACAAGAAUUGUUUUGGAGUUAACACAUGACUUACUGAAUAAAGGGUAUAGGAUUUACUUAGAUAAUUUCUACACGUCAAUUCAUUUGGCUAAACUCUUGUGUCAAAACAAUACAGACAUUGUUGGAACAAUGAGGAUAAACAGAGUCGGAAUCCCCAGUGAAAUAAAAACAAAAAAAUUACAGAAAAAUGAACAUAAAGUAAGAUUCAAAGACAAACUUAUGGUUUUAAAGUGGAAGGAUAAAAAAGACGUAUUGAUGCUCAGUUCUAUUCAUAAUGACGAAAAGACAAUGAUUGAAAAGAGAGGAAGGAGGCAAGAAAAACCGAAUGUUGUCCUGGAUUAUAACAAGAAUAUGGGCGGCGUAGAUUUGGGAGAUGGAGUUAUGGUGGCCUACACGGCUGCCCGUAAUAGGCUAAAAAAAUAUUAUGAAACAAUUUUUCUACGAUUAAUUGAUAUGUGCUGCUUCAAUGCAUAUAUUAUAUACAAAAAAGAUAAAGGUCAUUUGGAUCGAUUACACUGUUUGAUAGAGUGUGUAGAGAAAUUGGUAGAUAACAACAUAGUGAAAACCCACCCAAAGACAUCAACAAGCAGCUCUACACCUAAACCAUCACGCUUAGUUAAAAGGCAUUUUCCAGAACAAAUGAAAAGCGAUAUAGGAAAAACAAAAUCCAGGAAAUGCCGAGUUUGCUACAAAAAAGGUGUUAGGAAAGAAUCUACAUACUGGUGUCCGGAUUGUAAGGUAGCACUAUGUAUCAACAAUUGUUUUAAAAUAUCUCACAAGGAAGUUGAGUUUUGA
Messenger RNA from Dufourea novaeangliae, 855 nucleotides. Its product is annotated as piggyBac transposable element-derived protein 4-like. The record is from RefSeq and is a predicted model, not a curated record. Lineage: Eukaryota; Metazoa; Arthropoda; Insecta; Hymenoptera; Halictidae. The transcript has a single exon. The coding region runs from base 1 to 855 and encodes 284 amino acids.